This is a messenger RNA of Medicago truncatula (barrel medic), 645 nucleotides long. RefSeq names its product pectinesterase inhibitor. Gene Ontology annotation, molecular function: enzyme inhibitor activity. The transcript has a single exon. The coding region runs from base 1 to 645 and encodes 214 amino acids. Lineage: Eukaryota; Viridiplantae; Streptophyta; Magnoliopsida; Fabales; Fabaceae. The record is from RefSeq and is a predicted model, not a curated record.
AUGAAUUUCACAUGUAAAAAUGUUCUCUUCACUAUAACCCUUGUCUCAUUCCUUUUAAUUGGCAAUGCCACUGCUGAGUCUCACGAUAUACAUGUCGUACAUCACGAUCUAAAACCUGAUCUCUUGAAUUUCUGCAAAAAAACCUCCAACCCUACCCUUUGUGAACAAACCGUUCAACCACACUUCCUCAAGAGUGUUCUUGAUCCCAUUGUGGCUCUUGGUUUCGAAGUUGAUGCCACCCUUGUCCAAGCCCAAAAAGCUCUUGUUGUCAUUGGGGAGUUACUUAAAAAACCAGGCAUCUCAAAAUCAUUCAAGGAUUCUCUUGACAUAUGCAACGAUCAAUACGGCAUGAUAUUGGAUUCUAUAAAACUAACCAAAGAAGCAAUCACUAAGCGCUGGUUCCAUGAAGCCAGAUCUCAGUUCAGUGCUGUUAUAUCAUACCAUUCAGCCUGCAAGGAUUCAUUUGAAGGGAUAGAGAAAGAAUACUCCUUACUCGCUCAUGAUUCUGAUGCUUUGUUUCAGUUGGGAGGAAACUGCUUGGACACCAUUGCUGACUUAGAAAAUUCUGAAGCUCCUAAAAAUGAAGUACCAAUGACACCAUCACCUCCUUCUUUAUUCAGCAACGUAAUUGGAACCCUACCAUAA